AUGCCUUCAGGCGCUGCGUUCCUGUGCAGCUUCCUUCCAGCUGUUGGGGUAAAUGCCGGCCUGUCUCAUGUCGCGACUACAGACAGCUUGAAUCGUAUAGCUGUGCUGAUCCCAUGUUGUUUGGGUUCCCUUAUUGUGGGUGGAAAAGAGUCUACCCCACACAGCCGACCCUACCAGGUGGCCUUAAUGAACAGUAACAAAGAAAGAUAUUGUGGUGGUACUUUGGUUCACGAGUCUUGGGUUGUCACCGCUGCACACUGCUAUUACCCUAAAAAUGGUCAGGAUGCGUGGGUUGGUCUUGGAUAUCAUAAAAUUAACGAACACGAUGGCCCUAAUCAGAAGUUUGCCAAAGGAAAUUGGAUAAUUCAUGAACAUUAUUUGGAUUACAAUCUGCAUAACGACAUCGCCUUGAUUCAUCUUGACACACCCGUCUCUAUAAACAGCGACGUUCAAGCUAUCGGCAUCGCUUCAAGCGAGCCCAAUAAGGGAUUGGAACUGCUCGUUAGCGGCUGGGGAAACCGUGACCCAAUGCUACGAAAUUGGACCCAGAAUGAAAGGCCUACCCACCAGGUCACACACGUCAGUUACACACUUCCCGGGACUGGAUACUUCCAUCUGAUUGUAUUCUCAAAUAAUUUUGUCAUUAAAGCAAGCACCUGGGAUCCUGCUAUCGAGCUGAAUGAGGUGGUUGUAUACGCAAACAGUCAUCAGGAGUGCGUUGCCGCUUAUAACACCAUGAUCACUAAUAGCAUGUUCUGUGCCAGUGUGCAAGGAGGAGGUAAAGACGCCUGCCAGGGUGACAGCGGUGGACCAAUCGUCAGUAACUUCGCCGCGGACUCCCAUCAGGCUGGUGUACUGCUUGAGGGUAUUGUGAGCUGGGGCUUGGGCUGCGCAGAGGCCGCGCAUCCUGGAGUCUACACAAAUAUAUCCAACUACUGUAACUGGAUGAACAAGAAUUCCAAUGGCGAAAUCGUUUGCGUGUAAUACAGAUACGCUGUGCACAUGUUUUAUUAAGAGCCAACAACCACUUUGCUUUCCGAAGAAGCCGCCGUUGGAAUACACGGCAAACAAGUGUUCAUGUCUCAAGUGGUUUAACGUGUAAUGUUUUAUCAUUUAAAUUAAAAUCAUAC
This is a messenger RNA of Asterias rubens (European starfish), 1130 nucleotides long. Its product is annotated as trypsin-2-like. Gene Ontology annotation, molecular function: serine-type endopeptidase activity. Lineage: Eukaryota; Metazoa; Echinodermata; Asteroidea; Forcipulatida; Asteriidae. The coding region runs from base 1 to 984 and encodes 327 amino acids. The record is from RefSeq and is a predicted model, not a curated record. The transcript has 5 exons. Gene Ontology annotation, biological process: proteolysis.